Messenger RNA from Mugil cephalus (flathead mullet), 1676 nucleotides. RefSeq names its product dehydrodolichyl diphosphate synthase (gene dhdds). The transcript is spliced from 9 exons. The record is from RefSeq and is a predicted model, not a curated record. Gene Ontology annotation, cellular component: dehydrodolichyl diphosphate synthase complex; endoplasmic reticulum. Bases 189 to 1214 code for a protein of 341 amino acids. Gene Ontology annotation, molecular function: ditrans,polycis-polyprenyl diphosphate synthase [(2E,6E)-farnesyl diphosphate specific] activity. NCBI's taxonomy places the organism in Eukaryota, Metazoa, Chordata, Actinopteri, Mugiliformes, Mugilidae. Gene Ontology annotation, biological process: polyprenol biosynthetic process.
UCCCCUCAAUGCGGAAGAGGUCGUCAUCGUAAAAACCUGUGAGUUGGAAUCUCUGUGCAAUGUGAUAAAACAAUAGCAAUUUGUGAGUAGAACGGCUCGUGUUUCAAUAUUUUGAAUGAACGAAGUGGUUUCCUUUAGGAGUGAGUGUUUUCUGGACGACGAGACGCUUGAUCGUCUGAAACCUGAAAAUGUCGUGGAUUAAAGAAGGUGAAUUAAGCCUGCUUGAAAAGUUUUCUGCCAACGUCCUAAAGGCAGGACCCAUGCCUAAACAUGUGGCCUUCAUCAUGGACGGUAAUCGACGCUUUGCUGUUAAGAAACAAAUGGAACGUCAGGAAGGACACAUGCAGGGCUUCAACAAGCUGGCAGAGACGUUGCGUUGGUGCAAGCAUCUGGACAUCCCGGAGGUGACGGUGUACGCCUUCAGCAUUGAAAACUUUAAGCGGCCCAAAGAUGAAGUGGAUGGGCUAAUGGAGCUGGCCAGGCAGAAAUUUGAGAAGCUGUUGGAGGAACGGGAAAAUCUGGAAAAACAUGGUGUUUGUAUCCGGGUGCUGGGUGACUUGAAUAUGCUGCCACUUGAUCUUCAGCAACUUAUCGCCAAAGCUGUGCUCACAACCAGUUCUCACAAUAAAUGUUUUCUCAAUGUGUGCUUUGCCUACACGUCACGAUAUGAAAUCACCAAUGCAGUCAGGGAAAUGGCUUGGGGUGUGGAGCAGGGCCUCAUCAAAGCAAGUGAUGUUUCUGAGGCGUUGUUAAGUGAGUGUUUAUACACCAGUAACUCUCCCGAUCCAGAUUUGCUCAUCCGCACAUCUGGAGAGGUGCGCCUCAGCGAUUUUCUUCUAUGGCAGACGUCCUACUCGUGUCUAGUGUUUCAGUCAGUUCUGUGGCCAGAGUACUCAUUCUGGAACCUGUGUGAAGCCAUCCUCCAGUACCAAAUAAAUCACAAAUCCAUCCAGAAAGCCAGAGACCUCCACCAAGAGCAACAGGCCCUCCACCAGCUAGAGGCAGAUCGCGUCUGUGUAGCAGAGCUCUUGCAGCAUCAUGGGAACGGAAAGCCUGCCGACGACCAGAAAAGACAAGAGGCACUUCAGCACUACGCCGCCUGCCGAGAGGAGCGGAUUCAGAACUUCCUAGAAGCACUGAAGCACAAGAGAGACUCUUACUUUGAUGACUUGAGCAAUGACGCCAUCUUGGCCGAGGAAGGCUCGGAAAAAUGAAUCCUCUGAAGUGGGGAUGAAACCUCUCGUGUCCUCUUCUCAAAAAGGGCUUCUGUUGAACAGGGAAGAGCAAGCAGUGACUGGGAACAGAUUCAUUUUGUUGCUGAUUUUGUUCAAGAAUAGAAGGCAAUUUUACCCCUAUGGGGCUGUAGAGUAAUUGUGAUAUUUAUGAUUGUAGAUAUAAAGAAGUCUAAUAUGUGGAAACAUCUGGUCAAAAUGUAGUUUAAGACUUGUUUAAAGCUGUCUUAUUAAAUGCUUGCCACUGAUAGAAAGGCAAAGGUAUGUGAGCAAAAGCCAUGGAUGCUAUGUUGUGGAAAUGCCACUGAACUCAGUGCAGUUUGAAUUUAUGUGGUGGUACAAAGAACGUGGUAUUAGUUGAGUGUGAUACUGAUGAUAUAACUAUAUUUUGACCAGCUUUCUUAACAGAAUAAAAUGAUUACUGUAUGUCAGAUAUGAUUUAAA